AUGAUAAACAAAGUAAACAUCUCUCAAUCAAGCAUCGAUUACGUACAGAGCGAGUUGGAGAUAUCCUGUGUAGAAAUCAACGAUGGACAUGUUUGGAAAGAUUUAAAUAUACCGUCUAGGAUCCUUAAGACGUGUUCGAUUUGUGGAGUACGAAACGUAUGGCCAUGGAUCACCACAAUUAAGUGCAAGGAAUGUAAAAUGGUUUGUCAUCGGCAAUGUUUGGCUGAGUUCGACGAGAAAAUAUGUCCUUUGUUCUUUAACCCUCAGUGCGAGGAUUUAUCGACGAUCUCAAAUUCGAAUAAAAAACCUUCAUCCGUUGUCCUGAUCACGGGAGGACUCGCCGACGACGUGCACGACUGCGACAACGGUGGCUGUCAUGCCGAGAUAUUGGCGUCGGUUUCAAACGCAGCGCUCUGCCCGCUCACCGACCGCCCGCGAAGCAGGAACUCGUCUCCCGGCCCCAAACACGAAUCGUCAUUUCUUUUAGAAGUAUAA
Molecule: messenger RNA, 495 nt
Organism: Macrosiphum euphorbiae (potato aphid)
Lineage: Eukaryota; Metazoa; Arthropoda; Insecta; Hemiptera; Aphididae
Source: the annotation of a GenBank genome assembly